GUUUUAUUGAGCUUCUUGGUUUCGGUUUAUGUCAGCGUCAGAAACCGAUAUGACAGAUAUGGCUGUGUUCGACAAUUGCUCUGUGCUUUUGGACCUGAAAAACUUGCCGUUGAAGGAGAGGAAGAGUCUGAAGUUGUCUGUGACGGAAAAUGGAGGCAACCUUUGUUUCGUGGUCACUAAACAAUGCUCCUUCGUCGUGGUCAGCAACGUGUCACACCUCAGCUCCAACAGGCUGCGCAGCAUCCACAGGUUCCAAACGCCAGUAAUGGGGCUGGAUUAUGUGCACAGCUGUCUGCAGAGAGGUGUCCUACAACCUGUAGAGGACUACAAGCUGGACGUGCCCUCCUUCGACGCGUUCUCUCACAUGCUUCCUCUCUCUUCAACUAAGCCAAGGCCAUUCAAAGAUCAAGUGAGCGGAGCUGUCGUCAAGCCUUCCAAGGAUGAACCCUCCCCUCCAGAUAAGAUUGGACGUGUACCAGACAAGUUCAGGAUUUAUAAGGAACAGGAUGAAGAUAUUCCAGCAUAUCCAGAUGACUUCAAUGUGGCCAAGUAUUCCAUCUUUCAAAAGGAUGACAGCAGAACUUGGUGUGUGUUGGAGCUGCAGAGUGCCAAGGGAAAGAAGGGACAGCAGUACCGCGUGAUUUGCUACUCGCAGGACACGGUACAAAGUGACAUGGUGACGUUCCCCUCAACCUCAGAGCAAGCUGUGGAGGUCUACCAGACACUGACUGACACCCUGCUGGCUUCGGGUCUACGCCCAAUGGCUAUAAUCCCUCUGCAGGACCAGAACCUUGGCUCGCACGGCCUGCAGCAGCUGCUGUUGGAGGAGAAGGUGAAUGCUGGAGUCUUGUCACAAGAUGUGGCCGUCUUUGUGGAGCUGCUGUGGACUGAGGCCCUGGGUUGCCUUGGCAACAUCCUCCGAGUGCCUGUUAGCAAACUCUGCCUCACUGACGUGAGCAGAGCGGAGGGCUUGUUGAUUCAAGCGCAGAGAAAACUAAAGGAGGGCAAACAUGAUGGAGUGCUCUCUCUUCUGCUUGAAGUUUACUUGCUGCUGCCACACAUAACACCCAAUGUAGCUUGCGAUGCCAAGCUGGUCUCCCAAAAACUGGACCUCUGUCAGCUAAUUCGAGACAUCCUGAACGUGAGUGAGAUGACUCUGAGAAGCCCCGCCCCUUCCUGCGUUGGCAAGUUUCGUGCCCUGAGGUGCAGCAUUGAAACGGUCGAGCCCAGCUGCCGCGAAUACCACGCUGUGUUGUCUCUGUUCCGGGGCAGAGCCAUGCAGAUCCAUCAGGUGCUGCGUGUCAGCAGAGCCGUGGAGCUUCAGACCUUUAAGAGCAAGUUCGGCAACGUCAAGUCCCUCCUUCACUCCUCCAGACCCAGCAACUUUGUCGGAAUUCUGUCGCGUGGUUUGCUGCUACCUUGUGUUGGAGUGGAACAUCAUGGGAUUGAACGAACAGAUGCUGGCAGUCUUGGAAAUGGCAUAUACUUCAGCGAUAGCAUGAGCACCUGCCUAAAGUACUCAAAGCCCAGUACCACGGAUGGCUCUCGGCUGUUGCUGGUGUGUGACGUAGCCCUGGGGCGCUGCCUGGAGUUUCACCAGAGAGACUCCACGCUGACUCGGGCCCCUGAGGGACACAACAGCGUGCACGCUGUCCGCCGCACGGCCACCAAUUACUCUGAGUUUGAGGGUGAUGAGUACGUGGUGUACAGUCCAGAGCAGGUCAAGCUGAAAUAUGUUGUACGGUUCAGCAUCGAUGGAGACCAACUGAAAGUGUUCAGUCCAGCUGUGGACACCUCUACUGAGUCUUGUGUGCCCCCUGCUGACAUAGCAGUCUUUCCUGAUGAUGAUGGCGUUGGAAGCAUAAAGAACCCAUUGGACGACGUGACUGCAGGAUUGCUGGACAGCGCAGGGCACCAGCUUCCCCUGCUGGCCGUGCAUGUGAAGUGCAAGUUGAUGGAUUUGCUCUCUCAUGUCAUCAUCUUCCAAAGGUACACCAAUAAGAGCGAUGUGCCCAUUGAGGCCAAGUAUGUCUUCCCUUUGGACGAUUACGCAGCCGUGUGUGGCUUUGAAGCCUUCAUUAAUGGGAAACAUGUGGUGGGACAGGUGAAGGAGAAAGAGCAGGCUCGUAAGGAGUACAAGCGGGCUAUAGAGAAGGGCCAUGGCGCCUACCUCAUGGAUCAGGACGCUCCAGACGUUUUCACCAUCAGUGUGGGCAACCUGCCAGCAGGUGCCAGCGUCCUCAUUAAAGUGACCUUUGUGUCCGAGCUCAUCGUCAAGGAUGGGAGUGUUUUUUUCACCCUGCCUGCUAGUGUUGCACCAUGGCAGCAAAGUGCAGCAUUAAAUCGGACUACACAGGUGACUGUGGACAAAGUAUGUGUGACGGAUAAUGCAGCAAGUACAAGAGAGUUCAGCCUUGACAUGUCCAUUGAGAUGCCAUAUGAGAUCAGCAGCCUGCAAUGUAUCACACACACAGUCAAGAUAAAGAGGACUGACUGUAAGGCAGUGGUGAGUGUGCUGCCAGGGCAGGUCAUGACUCCAGAAGGGUUCCAGCUGUCAGUCACUCUGUCGGAGGUUCAUCUUCCCAGGAUGUGGGUGGAAAAACACCCUGACAAGGACAGCCAGGCCUGUAUGUUAGUUUUCUACCCUAACUUUGAGAUGAAACCCACUUCUGGAGCGGAUGAAGUUGUCAUUUUGCUGGACACGUCUGAGUCCAUGCGUGGAGAGCCUCUACUCUGGGCACAGAGGAUUGCCCAACAUGCCAUCAAAACCCUCAAGGGUGACCUUAAAAUCAACAUCGUCUUGUUUGGCACAGAUCACACACAAGCUUUCCUGACACCGCAGCCGCUUGAUGAAGCGAGACAGGCUGCUGAGAACUUCAUAAAGUCUCUUUCGCCAGUGGGGGGCAGCACUGAGCUUUGGCGGCCCCUGCAAGCGCUUGCCCUGCUGCCUCCAUCCAGUGGCGUCCGCAAUCUUUUCCUGCUGUCCGACGGCCACCUCCAGAAUGCCGAUGUCACCAUGAAGCUGCUCAGGGACAAUGUUGAACAUAGCCGCCUCUUCACGUGUGGCAUCAGCUCCACAGCCAAUCGACACAUGCUGAGAACGCUGGCCCAAGCAGGGUGUGGAGCCUAUGAAUAUUUUGAUGCCAAAAACAAGUACGAGUGGGCAGAGAAGGUGGCAUGUCAGGUGAGGCGCAUGGCCUCUCCUGGCUGCAGUUCUGUAUCAGUGAAGUGGCAGCAGUUCAACCCAUCGGCACCUCCUCCUGUGCAAGCCCCCAAGCAGCUCCAUGCACUCUUCAACGACUGCCACACACUGGUUUAUGGUUUCGUGCCACACUGCACACAGGCCACCCUGCUCGGAAAUCUUAGUGGCCAGGAGCUGAGAACCAUGGUGUCCACUAGUGAACUGCAGAAGACCAGGGGCACUUUUCUUCACAAGCUGACAGCGAGAGCUCUCAUCAGAGACUAUGAGGAUGGAAACUUGGAUUCCAACGAAGCUGAGCAUGAGGGGAUGAAAAACCAGUUGAAGUCCUUCAUCAUUGACUUGAGCAAAGAGUUCUCCAUCCUGUCUCAGUUCACCAGCUUUGUGGCCAUUGAAGAAAGGAGCUUUCAGGAGGCGGUUCAAGCAGGGGAGGGCUUCACGGAUGUCCCCAAGUUGUUGGCGGAAGAAGAUGUGGACAUCCUCCCCUACAUCAACUGGACAUCUCCUCAGGCCGGCAUAGAAGAUGAGGAGGAUGACAUGGGGAUUUGUGACGAUCUGUUUAGCUUUCUGCACAGUGUAAUGUCACAUCACACCGUCUUGGAUUCAGUGUCUCAACCAGACUUCAUUGAGUCGUCAGCGUAUUCGCCCACGAGUCCCAGUCUAGCUUCAUCCCUUCCGUUGUCAGAAAUGUUCUGUCAAAAUACUUGUGUCUUUGAGGCGCCACCCAAAAGGGCCAUUGCAAAACGCCCCAAUUUGAAGGGUAUUGCAGCAGGAUUUGGACUGAUGGACACCAAAGUUUCCCAUACUUCUCUUGCUGUUGGGGGUGGAUUUUCAACCUCAUCUCUUCAAUCUCUUGAUGCUCCUCCACCUUCUGCUGCAACAAGUGAUCCAAAUGUAAACAAACCUCCACCAGGCAGCCUAUCAGAUGUUCCUUCUGCACUGCUUCCUUUUAGCCAUCCUUCCUCUGUUAUUCCUCCACUUGUUGGCCAGCCUUCCUUUGUUGCUCAUCCACUCCCACAUUUUGGCCUAAGUGCUUCUGCUCCUUCACCACCACCUCCUGGCAUCCCAUUUGUUCCUCCUCCACCACCACCUGUUGACCGUCUUUCAUUUGUUCGACCUCAAUCUUUUGGCCAUCUUUCCUUUGCUGCUCAUCCACUUCCACAUUUUGUGCGUCAGUCUUCUGCUCUUCCACCGCCACCUCCACCUGGCAGCCCGUCAUUUGUUCCUCUUCCACCACCACUACCUGUUGGAUGCCCUUCAUUUUUUGCUUAUCCACCUCCAUCCGUUGGCCACCCACCAUUUUUUGGUUUUCCACCACCACCUCCACCUAUCAGUGUAUCAUUCAAUGCUCCUCCACCUGGCCAUCCAUCCAUCACAAUUUUUGGAAGUUCAACUCCGUCGCUUGGCCUGGCUGCAUCCACAUACGAAAAGAAAGAAAAGAAAACAAAAUUCCAACAUCAAACUUCAACCCAGUGUGAAAACAAAUCCUCUGCUGUUGGUUUUUCAUUUCGGGGCCAAGCUGCAAGCAAGGCUGAACUUGCCAAAGUGCAACAAAAAGAUGAUUUUGGAAACAGAAACUUUGCUUCAGCCAUGCCAAAAUUGAAAGUAGCUCAUCACACUCUCUUGCCCACGUAUGGCAGCACAACGUCUUGCAGGGCCGAGUCAGCAGGCGGUGUCGAUUACAUAAUGCAUAAAUUGAAAUGGUCAAAAAUCUUCCCAAUGCAGACUUCAGACGGCUACUGGGAGUUGACCACAGAACUGGGAAAAUGCGUCAACUUUGACCUCGAUGUCUUUGCCAACGUGUUCCUCGAAAGUAAAGGCAUCCGCUCUCUCGGCGUAAAAGCCCGUGCCAACAUUCUGAGGCUCCUGGCAACUCUUCUGGUCCUGCAACUGAUGCGGUUGGAGAAGCUUCCAGAAGGUGCACUGCUGCGCACGCUCUUCUGUCUGGAGGACACUCCUGUCAGACUGGCCCACUGGCAGAACGUGAAGAAGGCGGUGUACUGGGUUCGCUGGGCCGACCGCCAGUACCCGUGCAUCUGCAGCCGCCUGGAGUUCGGUUUCACGUGGGAGUCGGCCACCCGCCAACUCCUGGGCUAUGACGCCCUCCCUGCCUUCUCGCCUCUUGCCAGCCUGGAGCUGAGGAGCAACAUACUUGCUUCUGUGGUCGUUGGCUGAUUAUUACACACUUACGUACACUGAUUGAAAUCAAAAGUAUUGGGGAACAAUUUGAAAAAAAAAUUCUGUUGACUUAGAUUUUUAUGCUGAUUAAAACUAAAAUUGGCAUGCUGAUUCCAAAAUUGCAGUCAGUUUUUUUCGAGCACAUCAAGUUUUUUCUCCACAGUUUACCCUCCAGAUAAACAAAAUUCCACAGAUUAGCUAUAGUAAGGCUUGCCAGCUGAUUACGAUUGGACUCAUCUACAGCUACUGUACGUGGCAACUUGUUUGUGCAGUCACAAUUGAGACAGUGCGGUGAGAGGUCAAUAGGUCAGUACUAUCAAUAUCCGAAAACAGAAAGCUAGCAUAGUAGGAAUUAAGAGGAUUUGUGCUGUCUUUUCUCUUAACCUUCUAACCAUGGGCAUACCAUUGUAAGUUCUAUUUCGUUUCAUGCUGUUUUUUAUUUUUUUAGUUUUUAAAGCUCGUAACUAUUCCAUUUUAGUGUUUUAUUUACAUAGGUAUAUAUUUCCUUUGUUCCACUUUGUUCAAAAACCUGACAUGAUAGAGAAAAACUGAGAUCAGUUUUGGAUUCUGCACCCAAAAAUGUAUUUAAAACAGCUGUCAGACCUAACGCAACAAAAAAUUGUGUUGCCCAGUGUUCGCGCCUGUUCUUAUGCCAAAUAUGACCAGGUUUUUGAUAUAAUUACAAUGUCAAAGUUGCCCCCGGAAUGGGCGCGUCCUGUUUUGACCAAUCAAAAGAAAAGGAUAUGUCCCAAAAUACUAAAACACGGUGUUUAGCCCACUGGAAGUCAGUUCACUUUCCAUGCAUGGAUUGUGUGCUCAGGAUUUGUCUGCCUUGAAUAAAUCGACUGUGAUCUGCCAA
Phyllopteryx taeniolatus (common seadragon) is the source of this 6236-nucleotide messenger RNA. RefSeq names its product poly (ADP-ribose) polymerase family, member 4 (gene parp4). The transcript is spliced from 36 exons. The record is from RefSeq and is a predicted model, not a curated record. Lineage: Eukaryota; Metazoa; Chordata; Actinopteri; Syngnathiformes; Syngnathidae. Gene Ontology annotation, molecular function: NAD+ poly-ADP-ribosyltransferase activity. Bases 29 to 5374 code for a protein of 1781 amino acids.